Ilex paraguariensis (yerba mate) is the source of this 1774-nucleotide messenger RNA. Lineage: Eukaryota; Viridiplantae; Streptophyta; Magnoliopsida; Aquifoliales; Aquifoliaceae. The record is from the annotation of a GenBank genome assembly.
GAAAAGUCUCACAGACCCCUUUCACAAGGAUCUCUGAUCGGAGUCUGAAUCGAAGCACAGACCGGAAAUGGCGAUGGCUGGUUUGUACAGGCGAAUACUCCCUUCGCCUCCUGCUAUAGAUUUCGCUUCUUCCGAGGGAAAGCAACUUUUCAUGGAAGCCAUCCAAAGUGGAACAAUGGAAGGUUUUUUCAAGUUGAUAUCUUAUUUUCAGACACAAUCUGAGCCUGCAUAUUGUGGGUUAGCCAGCCUUUCCAUGGUCUUGAAUGCUCUUGCUAUUGAUCCGGGUAGAAAAUGGAAAGGGCCUUGGAGAUGGUUUGAUGAGUCUAUGUUGGACUGUUGUGAGCCUUUGGAAAAGGUUAAAGCUCAAGGCAUCUCCUUUGGGAGGGUUGUAUGUUUGGCUCACUGUGCAGGAGCGAAAGUUGAAGCUUUUCGCACAAAUCAGAGCACCAUUGAUGACUUUCGUAAGUAUGUUGUCGCAUGUUCUACUUUGGAUGAUUGUCAUGUGAUAUCAUCAUAUCAUAGAGGGGCUUUUAAACAGACAGGAACUGGUCAUUUUUCACCUAUUGGAGGUUAUCAUGCUGGAAGGGAUAUGGCACUGAUUUUAGAUGUCGCUCGCUUUAAGUAUCCACCUCAUUGGGUUCCACUUGCCCUUCUUUGGGAAGCAAUGGAUACUCUUGAUGAAGCAACUGGACUAAGUAGAGGGUUCAUGCUAAUAUCUAGGCUUCACAGAGAACCAGCGCUGCUGUAUACCCUGAGUUGUAAAAAUGAGAGUUGGGUCAAUACUGCAAAGUUUUUGGUGGAUGAUGUUCCCGUUCUAUUGAGUUCGGAGGAUGUAAAGGACAUCAAGGGUGUUCUAUCUGUCAUUUUCACUGCCCCGGCGUCAAAUUUUGCAGAAUUCAUCCAGUGGGUAGCAGAAGUUCGGAGACAAGAAGACAGUGGUCAGAGUCUAAGUGAUGAAGAGAAAGGAAGACUUGCCAUUAAGGAACAGGUAUUACAACAAGUACAGGAGACCAGUCUUUAUAAGCAUGUGACUGAGUUCUUAAGUUCAGAAAGGUCAUGUUGCCGAACCAUAACAACCAGGAAUAAUGAGAAUACACUAUCUGAUAUUGCAGCAAGUGUCUGUAGCCAGGGAGCAGGGUUUUUAGCAGGAAGAUCUGGAUCCUCUGAUAGGUUCUGCUGUCAGGAAACAUGUGUGAAAUGUCUGAAGGCAAAUGGAGACAAACCUGUCACAGUGGUGUCUGGAAGGGUGGUCAAUGGUAAUGGUGAGCAAGGGGUGGAUGUGCUAGUCCCUUCAUCUGAAAUAAAGCUGAGUUGCAGUGGGCAAGGCCCAAGUGGUUGCAUUGGGAUGCACCCGGCGAACAAUGAUGUACUGACUGCACUCUUAUUGGCCUUGCCACCACAAACGUGGUCUGGCAUCAAAGAGGAGAAGCUGCUUCAGGAAAUGCAUAAUCUUGUUUCAACGGAGAACCUUCCUACUCUGCUUCAAGAAGAGAUUUUGCACUUGCGAGCUCAGCUCCAUUUUCUGAAGAGAUGCAAAGAUAAUAAGGUCAUGUAUCAAGAAGCAGGGGUUGUCUUGCAGAGAUCAAGAUCUUUUAGUGAAGAGGCAAGAGUUGUCUUCCGAAGGUGGGCUUGUGAAGGAAUACGUAAAGCCAACUCAAUGUUGGAGUGGGAUCGGCUCUCAGACCACCUGUCCCAAAUUUGCCUUGCAGACCUCGUCUUUAAGACACCCCAGUUAUGUUCACCCUCUGUCAGUCUAGGACUCAAGGCUGCCUGA